This is a messenger RNA of Dracunculus medinensis (Guinea worm), 2544 nucleotides long. Lineage: Eukaryota; Metazoa; Nematoda; Chromadorea; Rhabditida; Dracunculidae. The record is from the annotation of a GenBank genome assembly.
AUGCCGAUUCUAACUGAUUAUGAUAAGCGAAAGCAGAUAAGCGUUCGUGGAAUAGCACAAGUUGAAAAUGUUGCAAAUAUAAAGAAAGCUUUCAAUCGGCAUCUCCAUUUCUCUCUUAUAAAAGAUAGGAAUGUCGCGACACCAAGGGAUUAUUAUUUUGCUUUGGCGCAUACCGUACGAGAUCAUUUGGUGAGUCGAUGGAUAAGAACUCAGCAAUAUUAUUACGAAAAAGAUCCAAAGCGAGUGUAUUAUUUAUCGUUGGAGUUUUACAUGGGUCGUACACUUUCGAAUACGAUGACCAAUCUUGGUGUGCAUGCUGCUGUUGAUGAGGCUCUUUAUCAGCUUGGUUUGGACAUAGAAGAAUUGCAAGAGAUCGAAGAAGAUGCAGGUCUAGGCAAUGGUGGCUUGGGUCGUCUUGCAGCGUGCUUUCUAGAUUCAUUAGCUACGCUUGGUGUUGCAGCGUAUGGAUAUGGUCUUCGAUACGAGUAUGGGAUUUUCAAGCAACUCAUUCGUGAAGGAUGGCAAGUGGAGGAGCCUGAUGAUUGGUUGCGUUUUGGCAAUCCUUGGGAGAAAGCCCGUCCGGAGUAUAUGUUACCUGUCAAUUUUUACGGCAAUGUUGUAAAGAAUGAAAGUGGAAAGAGCGAAUGGGUUAAUACGCAAGUUGUAUUUGCAAUGCCGUAUGACACACCAGUUCCAGGCUAUCGGAAUAAUAUCGUUAAUUCAUUGCGCUUAUGGUGUGCAAAAGCAGAAAACCACUUCCAUCUCAAAUUUUUCAAUGAUGGCGAUUACGUUCAGGCAGUGAUGGAUCGAAAUUUGUCAGAAAAUAUUACCCGUGUACUUUAUCCUAACGACAAUAUAUUCAUUGGCAAAGAAUUGCGGCUGAAACAGCAAUACUUCCUUGUUGCUGCUACUCUCCAAGAUAUCAUCCGUCGUUUCAAGUCAAGUAAAUACGGUUGUCGAGAUACAGUUCGUGGCACAUUCGAAGCCUUUCCAGAUAAAGUCGCAAUUCAACUCAAUGAUACUCACCCAUCAAUUGGAAUUCCUGAAUUCAUCCGAUUACUUGUCGAUAUUGAAGGUCUUUCUUUUGAUAUUGCUUUCGAAAUUUGCAUAAAGACUUUCGCUUACACCAAUCAUACUCUUCUACCUGAAGCACUGGAACGUUGGCCAGUUUCCUUGCUAGGAAAUCUUCUUCCUCGGCAUCUGGAAAUCAUUUAUCAAAUUAAUCAGGUUUUUAUGGAUGUAUUGGCAAGGAAAUAUCCGGGUGAUUUCGAUCGUAUGCGGCGUAUGUCAAUUAUUGAAGAAGCUGAUGAUUUUGGCGAAAAACGUGUUAAUAUGGCUCAUUUGUGUAUUGUAUCAACUCAUGCCACAAAUGGAGUGGCCGAACUUCAUUCAGAACUUCUCAAAAGCACAACGUUCAAAGAUUUCCACGAAUUUUUCCCUGGACGAUUCCAAAAUAAAACGAAUGGGAUAACUCCACGUCGUUGGCUUCUACUAUCUAACGUAUCGCUCGCGGAUGUCAUUUGUGAUAAAAUUGGUGAAGACUGGAUAACGAAUUUGGAUAAAUUGCAAGAACUGAAGAAACUUGAUAAAGACAUUGCAUUUCUGGACUCUUUAGCUAGAGUAAAGCAGGAGAAUAAGAUGCGUGUGGCAAAGUUUAUCGCUGAUGAAUAUCAGGUGCAAGUGAAUCCGGCUAGCAUUUUCGAUAUACAUGUGAAACGUAUUCAUGAAUAUAAACGACAAUUGCUGAAUGCUUUACAUGUUAUGACAUUGUACAAUCGUAUCAAAGCCAAUCCAAAUGUAUCCAUCGUACCUCGAACUGUUAUCUUUGGAGGAAAAGCCGCACCAGGUUACCACAUGGCAAAACAAAUCAUAAAACUUAUCAAUUGCCUAGCUCAUAUUGUUAAUUCAGAUCCAAUCGUUGGCGAUAAAUUAAAAGUCGUUUUCAUCGAAAAUUACCGCGUUUCGAUGGCUGAGAAAAUCAUUCCUGCUGCCGAUUUAAGUGAACAAAUUUCCACUGCUGGCACUGAAGCUUCUGGUACUGGCAAUAUGAAAUUUAUGCUUAAUGGAGCACUAACUAUCGGUACUUUGGAUGGCGCGAACGUUGAAAUGAUGGAAGAGAUGGGUCGGGAAAAUAUAUUCAUUUUUGGAAUGGAGGUUAAAGAUGUUCUGGAGCUGGAAAAGAAAGGAUACAAUGCGAAUGAAUUCAUCGAUAAAAAUCCCGAACUGAAACAAAUAAUUGAUCAGAUAGAAUGCGGCUUUCUUACUCCUGAUCAACCGGACCUCCUCAAGGACGUUGCUGAUAUGUUACGCUUUUAUGACAGAUUUAUGGUUUGUGCAGAUUACGAAUCCUAUAUCAAAUGCCAACGUGAAGUUGAAAAAAAUGCGGAAAAAUGGCAACGAAUGGCUUUGAUGAAUAUCGCUAGUUGUGGAAAAUUCAGCACGGAUCGUACAAUCAGCGAUUAUUGUCGCGAUAUUUGGGGUAUCAAGCCUGGGGAAGUUAAGCUAGCAGCGCCUUACGAAGGUGUUCCGCAAGAAGCAGAAUAA